CAAAUAUUAAAUAACGCAGCACAGGAUCACUCUCUCUCUCUCGCUCUCCAUCUCUGAAAGGAAAGAAACUCUGCAAAAGAACUUCAAAGAAAACCAUUUGAUUUUGCCUUUUCAAAAUCCAAACAAUUCUCCUUUUAAAGGCUCUCUUUCUCUCAGAGGGAGAGUAUUGUUGGGGAAAAUGUCGACUCAAACUCGCCGCCCAUCGUUUUCUUCCUCAACCACUUCGUCUCUGGCGAAACGACACGCAUCGGCUUCCACGGCGUCGGAGAAUGUGGGGAAGGUCAUGACGGCUGCUACCCACUUGGCGAGGAAGCGGGCUCCUCUUGGCGAUAUCACAAAUCAUAAGAAUGCGCCUCAAAAAGGGUCAAGAACUUCGAUUCCAUCGUCUAAUUCGGCAACAAGUUCAAAUAAAAUUGCCAAAGUGAAAAAGGGUCCUGCUUGCACCAUCAACACAGAUAUCUCGGGGAACAAUUUGCCUCCAUCUUUAAAUGCGAAGCCAAAUGCAGUUGCUACAUGUAGUGUUACCUCUGUGCCAAGAAGUGAUGAGGCUGUCCCUGGAAUCGCUGUUGAUCCUGUUCCAUGUAGCAUGGAUGUCUCUCCUAGUAAAUCAGAUGGAAUUUCAAUUUCCUUGGAUGAGACAAUGUCAACUUGUGAUUCUUUCAAGAGCCCUGAAGUUGAGUACAUUGACAACAAUGAUAUUCCAGCAAUUGAUUUUAUCAAUAAAAAAACGCUAAGCAAUCUUUACAUCUCAGAAAAUGUGCAAACAGCAGAAAAUGUGUGCUGCAGAGAAAUACUUGCUGAUAUGGAAACAGAUGAUAAAAUUGUUAAUCUUGAUGACAAUUAUGAGGACCCACAGCUUUGUGCCACAAUUGCUUGUGAUAUUUACAAGCAUUUGCUCGCAUCAGAGACAAAGAAAAGGCCUUCCAUAGACUUCAUGGAAAGAAUUCAGAAAGAUAUAAAUGCCAGCAUGCGUUCAAUACUCGUUGAUUGGCUCGUGGAGGUGGCUGAAGAGUAUAGGCUUGUACCUGAUACAUUGUUUUUGACUGUGAACUACAUAGAUCGGUAUCUGUCAGGGAAUGUGAUGAAUAGGCAAAGACUGCAGCUUCUUGGUGUUGCUUGCAUGAUGAUUGCUGCAAAAUAUGAAGAAAUUUGCGCGCCACAGGUGGAAGAGUUUUGCUACAUAACAGAUAACACCUAUUUUAGGGAGGAGGUUCUGGAAAUGGAAUCAGCAGUUUUGAAUUACUUGAAGUUUGAAUUGACAGCCCCAACAGCCAAAUGUUUCCUUAGACGGUUUGUUCGUGCUGCACAUGGAAUCAAUGAGGUUCCAUCAAUGCAAUUGGAGUGCUUGGCCAACUACAUCACUGAAUUAUCUCUCUUGGAGUACAGUAUGCUUGGCUAUGCUCCAUCACUCGUUGCCGCCUCCUCUAUUUUCUUGGCUAAAUAUAUACUUCUUCCUUCAAGAAGACCUUGGAACUCAACUUUGCAGCAUUACACGCUUUACAAGCCUUCAGAUUUAUGUGACUGCGUUAAGGAUCUACACCGCCUGUGCUGCAACAGCAACAAUUCUACCUUACCUGCAAUCAGGGAGAAAUACAGUCAACACAAGUACAAAUUCGUAGCAAAGAAGUACUGCCCUCCUUCAAUAACUCAAGAAUUCUUCCAAAACCAAAGCUGCUAAAGCAGUUGCACAACUCUUCCAAUGUUCCGUUGGAUAAACUUCAACUGUAUCAUUUUUAGUAGCUCUUUGUGUUUCCUAGCAAUGGAAUACAUGCGUUCUUUUCAUUGUAUCAUUUUUUUCCCCUUCAAAAUCUUGUAGCAUUUCAGUAGCUUCUGGCUUAUUAAAUCUUGUAGCAUUUCAGUAGCUUCGGGUUUAUUUGGUUUAGGUUCUGUUGAGUUGAGUCUACUCUUUCUCAGAAAAAAAAAAAAAAAAAAGAGUUGAGUCUACUCUUUCAGCAAAGAUAUUAAUGCUGAUAAUCUUGUAUGAUAUAGAAUUUUUUAGCAUAGUUGCUUCCUAUUGUAUCAAGCAAAUAUCCGCUGGUGAUAUUUUGUUCAAGAAUGGGUAUUGCUGCUGCCUGCGACGCCUUCUUUAUUAUUUGUAAAUCUUCUUAAUCAGUAACAUCCCACUGAAAUUAAUGAUUUAACAUAUCUGUAAUGAUAGCUCACGGACUGAAAUGAAAUGGCCAAAGCUCUUGUGUCC
Molecule: messenger RNA, 2197 nt
Organism: Manihot esculenta (cassava)
Lineage: Eukaryota; Viridiplantae; Streptophyta; Magnoliopsida; Malpighiales; Euphorbiaceae
Product: cyclin-A1-1
Exons: 11
Coding region: 179-1678 (499 amino acids)
Biological process (GO): regulation of cyclin-dependent protein serine/threonine kinase activity; mitotic cell cycle phase transition
Cellular component (GO): nucleus; cyclin-dependent protein kinase holoenzyme complex; cytoplasm
Molecular function (GO): cyclin-dependent protein serine/threonine kinase regulator activity
Source: RefSeq, a predicted model, not a curated record